UUUUGGUUAUUUACACGUACAAAAUUAAUAUUUCUUCUUCCUCUUUGUUUUUUAGCUAUUUUUUAUUUUGCUGAUCUCCAUUCAUUUUCUGUUACUUGCCUCUCGCUUCGUCGAUCUUUCCCGUCGGUUUCUCCGUGUUAAUUUAUCGAGGGUCGGAUUUUUCUCUUAAUUUAUCGCUACUAAAUUAGGGUUUCGUGGCCUUCUUGAUUAUGCUAUUCCAAGCUUAAUUUGAUCUUAAUAUGUCGAAUUCAGGAUGCUGAGUAGAUGCUGAUGAUGAAUCAAGGAGUUAAUACGCAAGCCAGAGCUUCAGUGGACCCUAAUUCACUUGAGGGUCGAUAUGUUGUUGAUGUGAGCCAAGGGCAAACAUCUUCGUAUAAUCCCACAGCAUAUGAGUCUGAAGCUGCACCAUGGACCAUGCAUAGAGUGGAUAAUCACACUACAGAGAAUGGAAUUCUUUCAAAUUCCAGUUAUCACCAUGAUCACCGAACACAGCAGGUUGCAAGAAGUGCUCAAGAUAGUUUAAAUACUGCAUCCCUUGCUAGUUCAUCGGCUCAAGGAACAAUGAGCGUAACCCAAGAUUACAGUAGUUAUGCAGCAUACAAUCCUACAGAUCCAUAUGGUUAUGGAAGCAGUGGAUAUUCAAGUUACUAUAAUAAUGGUUAUCAGCAGCAACCCAACCACGCAUACUCACAGCAGCAACCCAGCCACUCAUACUCUCAGCAGCAACCCAGCCACUCAUACUCUCAGCAGCAGCCUACCCAUUCGUACUCUUCAACUGGAGGGGCAUAUCAAAACACAGGUGCUCCUUAUCAGCCUCUUUCCUCAUUUCAGAAUACAGGGUCUUAUACUGGGACAACAAGUUAUUCAACCACUUACUACAAUCCUGGUGAUUAUCAGACAGCUGGAGGUUACCCAAGUAGUGGAUACAGUAAUCAGACUUCCUUGUGGAAUGAUCCCAAUAACGCAAAUUAUACAUCUCAGCAGUAUUCAACCUAUGUUCCAGACACAACAAGUGCUUAUAGUUCUGGUACUGCAGCCUCAACGUCAAUGAACUACGAGCAGCAUUACAAGCAAUGGGCUGAUUAUUACAGUCAAACAGAAGUUAGUUGCGCUCCGGGGACAGAACACUUGUCUGCUGCUAGCACAUCUAACCUGGGAAGUGCAGUGUCAGGUGUGUGUCCUACUUCCAACACCCAACCUCCCGCAUCUUUCACCCCGGCAUCUUGGAGGCCUGAAUCCGUGCCAUCUGAAUUGCCAUCUUUGCAGACCGGUGCAACUAUCAGUAGCACUCAUGAUGGCUGGAAACAAGGGACUCCAAGUUUUCAAAAUCACCAUGCUAGUCCUACGCAACCACACUUUCAAAUUUCUCUUGAGUCAAAAGCUUCAUAUGAUAAUAUUCAGGAACAACAACAGACUGCUCCACAAGCUCCUAAUUCACAAUUUCCUGCAGCUCAUCAGGUGACUCAGAGUUAUCAAUCAACUCUGCAAAAUGCUUCAUCUUUAGAUUCUCGAAGGGUAAGCAGAAUGCAGAUUCCAACAAAUCCUAGAAUUGCUUCAAAUUUGGCUUUGGGUUUAUCAAAAACCGACAAGGAUGGCCCCAUGAACAGUGCAGCAGCAAAACCUGCUUAUAUCAGUGUGUCGAUGCCAAAGCCAAAUGACAGAGUGUUGUCUAAUGAUGCGACUAAUUCCAUGCUUAAGCCUGGAAUGUUUCCUAACUCACUGCGUCGUUAUGUUGAAAGAGCUUUCAAUCUCUGUAAAGAUGAUACACAAAGGGUAGCUUGUCAGACUAUCAUGAAGGAGAUCAUUACGAAGGCAACUGCUGAUGGUACACUUAACACUCGGGACUGGGAUGCAGAGCCUCUGUUUGCAAUACCAAAUGCUGAGGCUGUCAAUAUGGAUUCACAAUGUCCCACUCCUGUUUCUUCAUUACCGAGGUAUAAAAGGAGUCCAGGCAGACGAUCUAAAAGUAGAUGGGAGCCUUUACCAGAAGAGAAAUCGGUUGAUAAGCCUGUUUCCAUCAGUAAUCAUAUUGUAAAAUAUGAUGGUUGGGAAAGAAAGCCUCCAAGUGUGAAUUCUGAGAGCAAGUGGAAUGCUUUGAAUAAUAUGAAAUUUUCUUCAUCAGAGCAAAAACUUCCAAGUAAAAAUACUCAGAGGCCAGCUAAGAGGCAGCAUCUAGCUGAUGGUUUGAAUGCUGCUAAUAAUGAUGCAUCAAGUGAUAGUGAUAAGGAGCAAAGUUUAACUGCUUAUUAUUCUAGUGCAAUAUCAAUUGCAAAUACACCAGAGGAAAAAAAGAGACGUGAAAGUCGAUCUAAGCGAUUUGAAAAAGGACAAGGACAUCGAGCUGAAAUUAAUUACCUGAAACAAAAAAAUGCUGGUGCUGGAAACUUGUACAGUAGGCGGGCUAGUGCGUUGAUGCUUAACAAAAGUUUUGAUGACAGUGGAAGCAAAGCCGUUGAAGACAUUGAUUGGGAUGCACUAACUGUCAAGGGUACCUGCCAGGAAAUUGAGAAACGUUAUUUGCGCCUAACUUCUGCACCUGAUCCUUCCACUGUUAGACCAGAAGAAGUGCUAGAAAAAGCUCUGCUUAUGGUUCAGAAUUCUCAGAAGAACUACCUGUAUAAAUGCGAUCAGUUGAAGUCUAUUCGCCAAGAUCUAACUGUGCAACGAAUACACAAUCAGCUAACAGUUAAGGUGUAUGAAACGCAUGCUCGAUUAUCACUGGAAGCAGGGGACUUGCCUGAGUAUAAUCAGUGUCAAUCGCAGUUGAAAACCCUCUAUGCUGAAGGAAUUGAAGGAUGUCAUAUGGAGUUCGCAGCUUAUAACUUACUAUGUGUUAUAUUGCACUCAAAUAACCACAGAGAUCUUGUAUCAUCGAUGUCAAGAUUAACUGAGGGGGCGAAGAAGGAUAAAGCUGUUAAACAUGCUCUUGCUGUUCGUGCAGCUGUCACUUCGGGAAACUAUGUUAUGUUUUUCAGACUUUACAAGGAGGCUCCUAACUUGAACACCUGCCUUAUGGAUCUCUAUGUUGAAAAGAUGCGUUACAAGGCUGUGAGUUGCAUGUCCCGGUCAUAUCGCCCUACAAUACCUAUUUCUUACAUUGCACAGGUUUUGGGCUUCUCCAGAACAAGUGAUGGAAAUGAUGAGAAGGACUCGGAUGGGUCAGGAUUAGUGGAGUGUGUGGAAUGGAUGAAUACACAUGGUGCUUGCCUGACCUCAGAUAACAGUGGAGAGAUUCAGCUUGAUACAAAGGCUUCAUCCUCCAGUCUAUACAUGCCGGAACCUGAAGAUGCUGUGGCCCAUGGAGAUGCUAAUCUGGCUGUCAAUGAUUUUCUGACACGGACAUCCUUGUAGCCAAGUUGAUUGAAAUUUAAUUAUAUAGACAGCAUGGUAAGAAAACCAUGGAAAUAUCUACGCUGCCCAAAACAAGCCGGGGCGGGGGCGGGGCUAUUUUCUGCCCUGAGUUUAGCUUGAGCUUGUGGAGGUUGCCUGUAACUUUAGAGAGGGUAGAUCACAGAUGUAUAGAGUUGGGAACACAAAAUGAAAUAGAGCACACAAAUUCCCCUCGGAAAUGAUAUGCCUAGGGUUGCUGAGGGCACCGAACUGGCACUAUAACUUAUGACUAGAUUGUUUGUUUUUGUUAACAAUGAUUCAUUCUUUCUCGGGGAAGACAAAACAUGUUAAAUAUACUUGAUGAUGAAGGGAAAUAAGAAACAUGAAUUUUGUUGUAUUUUAUAUUAAUGAAAGUCAAUGAUUUUUUUGGGCAUUCA
Populus euphratica (Euphrates poplar) is the source of this 3767-nucleotide messenger RNA. Its product is annotated as leukocyte receptor cluster member 8 homolog. The record is from RefSeq and is a predicted model, not a curated record. Bases 265 to 3351 code for a protein of 1028 amino acids. NCBI's taxonomy places the organism in Eukaryota, Viridiplantae, Streptophyta, Magnoliopsida, Malpighiales, Salicaceae. Gene Ontology annotation, cellular component: nucleus. The transcript is spliced from 13 exons.